Molecule: messenger RNA, 3148 nt
Organism: Electrophorus electricus (electric eel)
Lineage: Eukaryota; Metazoa; Chordata; Actinopteri; Gymnotiformes; Gymnotidae
Gene: tc2n
Product: tandem C2 domains, nuclear
Cellular component (GO): nucleus
Source: RefSeq, a predicted model, not a curated record
CCCAGUUAAGCCUUGGAGCGGUUUUCAAUCCUAUUACUAAGUGGAAAAAACUCCCAAAGGUUAUCUAGACCCUGCUGUAAGAGACAGCAUGGCAAUGGAAUGUAUUAAAAACUGCUGCAAGAUUUUUAUAACUAAGGAGGAAGAACCGCGUGUUCAGAUAAUCGAAGCGCGAUCCCCGGAAAAAGCGGCGAUCAAAACCGAAGGGAAGGGAAGAAUGGGCGUCUCGGAGGAUUAUCUGCAAUCCAAACUGCCCCCUGACGGUAGAGAGAUCCCGUUCGUGCUGCCCUCCUUCAGACCGUCCUACGUGCAACCCCGAGGGACUCGAUACAACAACUUUCAGAGCGGUCUACACGGUUCGGCGAGGGUCACGUAUGCAGAGAGGAAGGCAGAACUUUCCGGUUCCGGUCCAAUCGUAUGUGACACCAGUGGGCACGUUCUCCCUGGUAAUCUAACCAGCCAUGUGUCCCCUGGGUCUGUGAGACGGCCCGCUCCAAGAGGCCUUUCCAGUCUUCAUGCUUUGGCUUGCGAUCAGAGCGGAAGACAGAGGCUUUCUGCCUCCAUGUUGGAUUUGAGUGGUCCUCACAGUCCCCACAUGCAGCACUACGAUUCUGUGUGGAGUGUCCCUAGCAGCACAUCCUCCUUGCAGGACUCCUUUGGGAGCAGCCGUAGCCUAGAGUCCAUAACACUGUCUGGGGACGAGAAAGAGCGGGAGCUGGGGAAAGUCUGUGUCCGGUUGAGCUACCAGGAGCUGGUGGAGCAGGUGUGGAUCACCCUGGUGCAGUGUAAGGACAUUGGUGUAUACACAGAGGGGGUGGAGCAGCAGAGGGUUGGGGUUAAAGGGAUCAUCACCAUGGCGAAACCUGUGCAGUUUAAGACUUCGGUGAAGGAGGCAACACCAGACCUGGUUGUUAUGGAGACGUUUGUGUUCGCUCUGGGCCUGGAGCAGCUGCGCAGUGCUUCACUCGUCCUGCGUGUGCAGACGCACGCGCCUCGUAAGCGCACGCUGGGAGAGUGUGCCGUGUCGCUCAGGACGCUGGGAACGCAGGAGACCGAACACUGGCUAGAGCUCCGUCCGCCCUGCAAAGCACACGGUUGUCAUGCUGAGCUCCAGCUGUCCAUGUGUUUCCAACCAGUCAGCAGUCGCAUCCAGAUCGGGAUCCUCGCUGCCCAGAACCUGCCAUCGUCGUCCUCGCUCCUCGCACACGGUUUUUUUGUGAAAGUUGAGAUGUUCAGCGAUGGCCACUUCAUGCUGAAGAGAAAGACGAAGGUGGUGCGGUCAUCAGGCAAGCGGGUCCAGUGGGCGGAGACAGUGCUUCUACCAACUACCAGUCAAGACCAUCACCUUCAGGUGUCAGUCAAACUGUAUAGCUGUAGCUCCAUUCGCCGAAAGCACCUGAUUGGACAUGUCCUCCUGGGUGUUGACAGCCCAUCACCAGAUGCAAUGGAACAAUGGAAAGACUCUAUCAAGCACCCAGAGAAAGUAGUGACUGCAUGGCAUAGAGUCUGCCACUCCUGAGAAAGAGAGACAGACAGACAGACAGACAGACGGACGGACGGACAGACGGACAUGAGGAGAAAAAAAGAGACAACACUCAACUAGACACAAGCCAGUUGCAAAGCACAUACUGGACACACAUACACGCACAACAGUGUCAUAUUGGUGAACUGUCAUAAGGGGUUUUGUUGUAGCAUUGCUCUUUGUUGUUGAUAUUUUGCUAUUUUUAUGAAGGCCAUGAAUUUCUUGCCUUAAAUGACAUUCUGUGGUGCCACUGACUUUUCGCAGGGUGGACAGACAUUACAAAAAUCCAAAAUGCUCUCUGCGGCUCCUGUAGAAAAUGUAACAAUUCUAUGAUAUGUUGUAGACGAGUAGGAUGUUGCCCUCAGCUUUCUGUAGAUGUUUACGCGAUGACUGAGACUGUAGUUUUCUUCAGAAGAAAGAAAAAUACUUUUAGGUUUUUUCCAAAGGAGGCAGUCCUCUCCAGGGGCUUUUUUUGUGGGUCAAAGAAAGCUGACACACUCAAAAAAAAAACAAACUUAAAGGUUAAAAGGAUUGAGCUGCAUUCUUGUUCCAGGGAAAUCCAAUCCUUAAAUUCGAAAGUGUUUUUACAAAGAGGACAAGAGGUAGAGUGAGAGUAAGGGAAAGGGAGAGUGAAGGCAUGCAGGACAAAGAAAUGUUUGUUAGCAUGACGUGUUAGACUUCCCUGUAUUUCCUGUAAUAUCCAUAAGGAACCUUAUAACUUUUCUUCCUGAUGCCCUCAGGUGGCUGAAACUAACCAUAAAUGCCCAGUUUCAUUGCGAACAUUUCACGUGAUGUAUUAAAUAGAGCCAUAGGACUUUGGUACCUUAUUGUCAUGUGACUGACAUUUUAAUGAGUAUUUAAAAGCACGAAAGCCUAAUUAGUAGUUUCUGUGACUGUGUACACAAAGGGUUGAUUCAUCAAAAUCUGGCAACCUGAUAUGUAAACGUAUGGUUCUCAUCCAUACAUGAGACUCUAGGUGACAAGUCAAGUGACCAGUUAAACUGACAGAUUCCAAAGAGAUUUGAACAAAUUGCGCUCAUUAUUGUAUUUUCUACUCAGUCGUUCUUUGUUAUAUAUUCAUGUGCUGAUGCAUCUAAAUGGUGCUACGGCCACAUGUGAAUUUAUAUAUAUGCUCUGUAAACAUGCAGCCUAGAGUUUAUGGCAGCUUGGAACAGGCAGUACCAAUUACAGAACAAAUAUUUAUAACAUUAUGAGCAUAACAUAUUAGUGCGUUUAUUUCUUUCUUUGUAUAGCAACAAACACAAUGUAACUGAUAUUGUAUCUUCCAUCUCCCACAACUAGUCAUGCCCCAAUAUGAAAAUUCCUGAACAAUACAGAACAAUUUGAAAAUGUACCUACCGAUACUGAGUUUUCACUACACUUACCUAAAUUGAUACAAUUAUUACCUCACCUUCAUCCAAACUUUUCCUUGUACUUUUGGUGUAUUUUAUGUACAUUUGUGUACUUUUUAUGUUACUCGUGCCUGAAGCUACAUAGGCAGCAUCUUUUAACUGUUGCCUGUUUCUGAACAACGUGCCGAUAGUCAGUUACACAAAUUCUUGGUUUGCUUGACUAAUAUCAUUUGUUGACAGCUAUAUUGCUGCAUCCCUACUUAUGAUCAGAACUUAU